AUGGAUUCUCGAGACGUUGAAGAUGAGGCAGCCCCUUUGCUGACCUCGGAGCUUAUGAGCAACACGCCAGUAUGGCCGAUUAUACAUGAAAUUAAAGCUGAUGUUAUGCAAUUUAUAGACACCCCCUUUUCUUGGGAGACACUUACUUCCACUGAAUCUACUUAUACUAUCGUCGUGCCACUGCAUGAAAAGUAUAAAUCAAAGAACAACCUAUCAGUUACUUUCUGCUUCCUCCUGAACCGGGUCCACUUCCUUCGCGACCAAAACAUAUCGACCGCCCCGCUCUCACAGACGCGAGCCGCACUCUGUGAGAUACUAGCGAUCAGAUCCUUGAGAGAGCAUGCGGACUCAACAUUGCAACUGGCUACCGCCUGUACCACGCCUUGGCCAAUUUUCGCGGGGGCUCCUGAGCAAGUGCGAGAUUUUGCGGAAAAAAAUGCGGACGAAUUCGACAUUCGUGAGCGUGUCGGCAAUGCAAUAGAAAUGGCCAUUAAAGUUAUCGAUGCCAUUUAUUGGGGUCAUAUUGUUUAUCAAGCCAGUUCCGAUCACUCGAUCCUCGCUGAUACCUACAAGCUAAAACCCAUUCACUUCUAUGACCCACAUCGAGCACCCCUCCUCAAUCAUUAUCGGCUUAAAGUUCCGGUGAUUCGUGGUGUCUUGGAAUAUAUCAACUUCGUUCUGCUCUUCGUACUGUUCGUGGUGGCCCUAGAGCUCAAUGAAAAAUCCACAAUUAAUAUGCCUGAAGGCUUGUUCAUGAUAUAUGGGCUUGGAUUCGUGAUCGAAAAACUCGCAGCAAUGCAAGAGCAUGGCAUUCGAGUUUACUCUUCGAAUCUCUGGAACGGUUUCGACAUGGCCUUUGUGACUGUGUACUUUUCGUAUGCCGGUCUUAGAUUGUAUGGGAUUCGCUGGGAUGAAGCUUGGGCUCGUGAACUAGGCAUUGAUAUUCUGGCCGUCGUCGCUGUUAUUGUCUUCCCGAGGUUGGCAUUUGUCACUCUAUCGAAUAACCUUAUGGUUCUUUCGUUGCGAUCGAUGUUUACAGAAUUUGCGGUCUUGAUGUUGGUAGCCGCUUUCUGUUUCGGUGGUUUUCUGUAUGCCCUUUGGACUCUUGGAAGAGAUACGUACGGUUCGGGUCAAAUUGCUUGGUGGAUGCUCGAUCUAUGGUUUGGACUGGACGCUAGUGGAUUCGACAGAGCAUUCCUCGUUUCGAUUCUCUCCCACACUUUUAGCAAUAUUAGCAAUGAUGCUGCAAUGGAAGCAAUGUUUCGGAGAGCCGUAAGCACGAUUGAAGGUGUCAAAGCAGACGCAAUAUUUUCUUACCAGCCCCCCAUGAACUUGAUAGCCUUGAUGGUAAUGCUACCUGCAAGUUUUAUACUCUCACCAAGAUGGUUUCACAAAGUGAACGUUACCAUGAUCAGGAUAACCGGUUUUCCUAUCUUGCUUGCCAUCUCUUUCUAUGAAAGGCAAAAAGCGGCAGCUGAGGCUGAAAGUAUGUUUGAGAAAGUGACUAACGUUGCUGAGCGGUUUGUGACGCUACCUCGGAGAUUGAAACGGAUGACUCUGUUUGAAGGCGCUGUUGGCUCGUCGGGGAAUGUCCAGGCCAUAUUCGAGCUUGAUGACGAAUUUAACCCCAGUCCGAUUAUUGGGGAUAGUCUUACGUGGCCUUGUCAACUCGAAAGUUCCGAGUCAGAGCCGCCCCCUCUCCCAAGUGAGAAGUUUAAGCGCCCUGAGCGACCGAAAUUGGAUACAAUCAUGAGCGCAUCUUCGGCUGGUGAGGGCCAAUCAAUCUCAGAAAGGACCCCUCGUCCAACAGGAAGUAAUCAACUUGGAGGUCCUUACCACGAGAUUGCGCUUGAAAACCAUAAUGGAGCCUUCCAGGCGAAUUCAUCACGAGACCAAAUUCCUAGCAGUAUCUCUACCCAACUCAAUAAUGGGUUCUUGGCUCCCAUACAAAGAAGAAAUCGCCGUAAAUCUACAUUUGAACCCCGUCUCGUGCCUAAUCGUACCGAAGCCGCCUCACUAAGCGUACCUCCCGCAAAUUUCACCAGCCCUUUGGCGCAACUUUUUUCACCCAUCAUUUCCGAACCUCCUGAUGGCGGUUUUAACGCGCCAAAUACCACCAUCGGACAAAGAAGAACGCUUCGCAAAUCUGGGGGAGAUCAACAAACGGCCCCGGGCGUGGCUAUGUUUCGGCGGAGGGCACUGACGGGGAUGGUGGGAGGUGCUGGGACGAGCUCUAGUGCUCUGAGCACAACCCCUGGAGAGGAGAAAGAGCCUUCCGAAGCAGCCGGGAAUUUGGAAGACGAUGAUAACUGGAUUUCCUUACGAGCUAGGAUGACUCAAAUGGAAGACAAACUUCAAAGGAUCGAGAUCAUGUUACAGAAAUUGACGAAUCGAUUAGAAUAA
Rhizoctonia solani is the source of this 2403-nucleotide messenger RNA. RefSeq lists its product as uncharacterized. Lineage: Eukaryota; Fungi; Basidiomycota; Agaricomycetes; Cantharellales; Ceratobasidiaceae. The transcript has 27 exons. The coding region runs from base 1 to 2403 and encodes 800 amino acids. The record is from RefSeq and is a predicted model, not a curated record.